This is a messenger RNA of Sinocyclocheilus rhinocerous, 791 nucleotides long. Its product is annotated as zymogen granule membrane protein 16-like. The record is from RefSeq and is a predicted model, not a curated record. The transcript has 4 exons. The coding region runs from base 70 to 573 and encodes 167 amino acids. Lineage: Eukaryota; Metazoa; Chordata; Actinopteri; Cypriniformes; Cyprinidae.
CUCACAUAUCAACCACAUCAAGUGUAACAGCAGAUUACUGGUGUGUGCUGAACAGCAACUUUUUACAAAAUGUUGCAUCUUAUUCUGGUUCUCUCUGGAGUUACAGUGGGCAUGGCCAUGCCUUUACUGGAUUACUACUCAUACUCCACGGCUGUUGGGGACGGCAGUGGGACUGAAUAUUCCACUGCGUAUGAUGGUCGCAUCACUGGUAUCAGAGUCUGGGAACACAGUAACGCGUAUAUUCGUGGAAUCCAGCUGCGUUAUGAUGGUAACUGGACAACACCGGUUUGUACAAGCAAUGGCAAUCCACUGGAGAUGUCAUUUCGUGACAAUGAAUCCAUCAUUCAGGUUUCUGGAAAACAUUACAGUGGCUACAUCUAUGAGCUUAUGUUUGUCACUAGUCGAGGCCGCUCUUUAAAAGUGGGGCAGCCUUAUGGAAACUCAUUUAACUUCUACCCGACCAAUGAUGGAAGUGAGCUACGUUUUCUCAGUGGUCGACAGAAUGGAAAUGGCAUCACCUCCAUUGGGGCUCACUGGGCUGUCUACUACACCGGUGACAACAGUGCAGCUUAAGAUCAUAUUAGUUCAGUUCAACCCCCUUUACUUUCUUUCUGCCAGCAUUAAAGAAACAGCUACACAAACUUGUUUUAUCUGUUCUGAUUUUUUUUUUAUAGACAAGCUCCUCAUGGUUAUUACUUAAAUAAAUGCUAUGUUUUUUUAUUUUUUUUUAUUGUUUUAGCCUAUUUUAUGUUUCAAACUUUCAGAAUUUUCCACUGCAUGAACGUACUAUA